UUAAUAAACUACAAGCACAUUUAUUCACGGUCAUUGAUUGUAUGACUUUAACUGAUAGCAUAAUGCAUUAUAGCCAGGACAGCCUUACAGAGUCUUUGUGUUGCGUUGCAUCGCGUCAAGGUCUGUAUGAUCACAGAAUUCAUGGUUUACCCACCUCUCAUUUUACCACUACAACACUGCCUGUAGGCACCCAUGGUUUAGAGUUCGCUAUGGGGGGGUCAAUGGGCCCUGUGGCCUGUUCGUUUCAUUGCAGAGACCAGCGGCUCCUUAGCUGAGAGGUUCUUUUUAGCACAACACCCUUUGUUGGAGCCAUAAUGCAGGUUUUGGGGCUUUUGUUUAUUUUGAGGGAACACCGGGUGAAUCGGGACGUGCAGUUCUUGCUUUUGACCACAGGGUGGCGCAUUGACACAAGCACAGGUGUGGCUGGGAAGCAAACUGACCGUGUCGCAGCUCCAUGGAGGUGACUUCGUCUGCUGUGUGGUGCCUUUAACCGGAAGCUGUAAUGUAAUACAAGUAAAUUGGCGUUGGAAGUUAUAUGUGCGGCACAGAUUAAAGAGACCAAAAAAGACACACUGUGCACCGGACAUUGAAUCUUGUUAAUGGCAGAACACAAAUCCCAACAUGUUCCCCCCGUUCGCCCCGGAGGCUUAACACAUCCAUUGGAAAUGUGUUAGGGCCUCUGCACCCUUUCUUUUAUUAAAUACUUUUGAUUUUAACUCUUCAAUCCAAGAGGUCUUCUGUCCGUCUGGAGAUUCUUCAUUUUUGAAACACAACAAUAAAUCGAAUAUAUUACAUGAAGUACUGUUUCUACAGACUGAGAGCGGCGAUGUCUCCGGUACGGCGAUCCGUGAACAAUGCAUUGUGGGCCAUGUGUGCAGCGGAUUCCAUGGCCAUGCCGGUCCACUGGUACUACAACAUUGAUGACAUCACCAGGGAUUUCGGCGGUUGGAUCUGCGGUUUCAUGUCUCCAAGGGACCGGCACCCCUCCAGCAUCCUCAACCUGUCCAACACCGCCGGCAGCGGUCGUACCGCCUGGUCCUCCGGCACCAAGCGACCCGACGUGGUUGGUAAUGUGAUCCUUCACGACAAGCUGGACCUGUGGAAGAACUCCAGAGGAUCAGUCCACUACCACCAAGGUCUUCAGUCUGGGGACAACACCCUAAAUGUCCUCUGUUCCCUACGGGUCUUCCUGUCUCUCGUCUCGGGGGGUUUCAGCGAUGUCUCUGAGCCGGAGGCCAGAGCCGCCGUCAUGUCGGACUACGUCAGCUUCCUGACCACGAAGGGCUCGCACCGCGACUCCUACGCUGAGUCCUUCCACCGCGCCUUCUUCUCCAGCUGGCAGGAUGCCAGGCCCACCUCUCCCAGUGAGGUUCUGGCGUUUGCAGAGAAGCGAAGCAGGCGCAUGUUAAGCUCCUCCUCCCCCGACGGCCAGCUGGAUGCCAUUGGCUGCCUUCCCAUGACCCUCCCCUUCAUCCUGCUCUCCGCCUCGGCCAAUGAGGACCAAGCGGUCUCAGCUGCCGUGGACUUCGUGAAGCUCACCCACCCGCACCCGAAGGUGCCCGAGUAUGUGUCCAUCUACAGCCGGGCGCUGCACGCCGUCCUGGGCGGGGCCAGUGUGCGGCAGGAGGCGGAGCGAGCCUUGAGGAGGCUGGAGGCCUGGGAGGAGUCCCGCAGCUACGCACGCAAGGCAGCCAGGUUCCCUCGGGGCUCCGACAAGCAGCUGAAGGUCCAUCAGAGCGCCGUGAGCUACCUGGGCCUGGCUUGCUACACCAAAGGAGCUCUGUCCAGCCUGUUCUACCUGGCUCACGAGUUCCACGAUGACAUCACCGGGGGAAUCCUGGCCAACGCCAACUGUGGAGGUGAGAACUGCAACCGCGGGGCGGCGCUGGGGGCCCUGCUGGGCGCCGGGGGGGGCGGGGUCCCACAGGAGUGGAGGGACCAGCUGAGAGACGCCCAGGAGUUCAUUCCAGACGUCCUGAAGCACAUGGAGUGACCUCUAAUUAAUGCUAACAAUGAUUAAACAUCAAUCAAUGCAUCAGGCGUUCAUUUAUUGUAUCAUGAGUGUACGAGUAAUAAAAACGAGGAUCAAUUA
Molecule: messenger RNA, 2092 nt
Organism: Gasterosteus aculeatus aculeatus (three-spined stickleback)
Lineage: Eukaryota; Metazoa; Chordata; Actinopteri; Perciformes; Gasterosteidae
Source: RefSeq, a predicted model, not a curated record